AUGGAGCGGGGGCCGGUGGUGGGGGCAGGGCUGGGGGCCGGGGCCCAAAUCCGGGCGCUGCUAGGCUGCCUGGUCAGGGUGCUGCUCUGGGUGGCCUCUGCCUUGCUGUACUUUGGAAGUGAACAGGCCGCCCGCCUCCUGGGCAGCCCCUGCUUACGGCGCCUCUACCAUGCCUGGUUGGCAGCAGUGGUCAUCUUUGGGCCCCUUCUGCAGUUCCAUGUCAACCCUUGGACUAUUUUCGCCAGCCACGGCAACUUCUUCAACAUAAAGUUUGUGAAUUCGGCAUGGGGCUGGACAUGCACCUUCCUGGGGGGCUUCGUGCUGCUGGUGGUGUUCCUGGCUACGCGGCGUGUGGCCGUGACCGCCAGGCACCUGAGCCGGCUGGUGGUGGGGGCGGCAGUGUGGCGGGGGGCCGGCCGGGCCUUCCUGCUUAUCGAGGACCUGACUGGCUCCUGCUUCGAGCCUCUGCCCCAAGGCCUGCUGCUGCACGAGCUUCCUGACCGCCGCAGCUGCCUGGCAGCUGGCCACCAGUGGCGGGGCUACACCGUCUCCUCCCACACCUUCCUGCUCACCUUCUGCUGCCUGCUCAUGGCCGAGGAAGCCGCAGUGUUCGCCAAGUAUCUGGCCCACGGGCUGCCAGCCGGGGCCCCCCUCCGCCUCGUCUUCCUGCUCAACGUGCUGCUGCUGGGCCUCUGGAACUUCUUGCUGCUCUGUACCGUCAUCUAUUUCCACCAGUACACCCACAAGGUGGUGGGUGCCGCGGUGGGCACCUUUGCCUGGUACCUCACCUAUGGCAGCUGGUAUCAUCAGCCCUGGUCUCCAGGGAGCCCGGGCCACGGGCUCUUUCCUCGGCCCCACUCCAGCCGCAAGCAUAACUGA
This is a messenger RNA of Neomonachus schauinslandi (Hawaiian monk seal), 879 nucleotides long. It is a transcript of the gene FITM1, whose product is annotated as fat storage inducing transmembrane protein 1. NCBI's taxonomy places the organism in Eukaryota, Metazoa, Chordata, Mammalia, Carnivora, Phocidae. The record is from RefSeq and is a predicted model, not a curated record. Gene Ontology annotation, cellular component: endoplasmic reticulum membrane. Gene Ontology annotation, biological process: lipid storage; phospholipid biosynthetic process; lipid droplet organization.